AUGGUGGAUGAUUGGGGGCAGGCCAAGCUGCCGGCGCCGGAUACCACGCUGGAGGGCGCGUACUGCCGACUCCGACCGCUCGAGCUGGAGCGGGACGUGCCGGUGCUCUUUGCCGAGACGCACGGCGACGCGACCAAGGCUGCCGUGUGGACGUACAUGAAGUACGGUCCGUGGGAGACCGCCGAAGCCAUGCAGGCGCACUAUGCGCUGCUCAAGCCGGCGACGCAGCUCAUGCUGAUUGUCGAGUCAAAGCAAUCUGGCAAGAUUGUCGGAUCCAUCUCGUACAUGACCAUGGAGCCGAACGACCGAUCGAUCGAGCUCGGGAGCAUCUUUUACUUUGCAUCCGCUCAGCGCACCGAGGCCAACACGGAGGCGGCCUACUUGCUCGCGCGCCAUGCAAUUGAGGUGCUGGGCUACCGCCGCGUCGAAUGGAAGGCGAAUGCGCUCAAUGCAAAGUCGCGCAAGUCUGCCGCCCGCAUGGGGUUUGUCUAUGAGGGUAUUCUCCGAAGCAAGUGCAUCACCAAGGGGAAUAACAGAGACACGAUCUACUUCUCCAUGCUGGAAGACGAGUGGUACGCGUCGCGAAAGGCCAACUACGAAAAGUGGCUGUAUCAGAAUGCGACUCCGCGAAUCUCGUUGGCAGAGCUGAAUGGAAAUCUGUACGCGGGUCCCGAGCCUGUUACCGCGGCAGCUGCGGCUGCCUUCCAACCCACGCGAGCAGGAGCCGUGUCGUAUGUCUCCCCCAAUGGUCUGACCGUUCUGGGCGCUGCUGCCACAAUGACUGCCUCGCCACUGCCUUCAGGGUCGCCAUCAACUCCUGCUUCGGCUGGCGACGCCUCCGAUUCAAGUGCUGUCUUGGCGCGCUUGCGUGCUCUCGAGCAAGAGCUGACUGCGUUGAAGCAAAAGGUGCUUGGCGGGCAGGCUUGA
This is a messenger RNA of Capsaspora owczarzaki ATCC 30864, 927 nucleotides long. RefSeq names its product GNAT family acetyltransferase. NCBI's taxonomy places the organism in Eukaryota, Filasterea, Ministeriida, Capsasporidae. The coding region runs from base 1 to 927 and encodes 308 amino acids. Gene Ontology annotation, molecular function: protein N-terminal-serine acetyltransferase activity; protein-N-terminal-alanine acetyltransferase activity. The transcript is spliced from 3 exons. The record is from RefSeq and is a predicted model, not a curated record.